Messenger RNA from Sorex fumeus (smoky shrew), 1929 nucleotides. RefSeq names its product DNA polymerase lambda (gene POLL). Gene Ontology annotation, biological process: double-strand break repair via nonhomologous end joining. Bases 104 to 1828 code for a protein of 574 amino acids. NCBI's taxonomy places the organism in Eukaryota, Metazoa, Chordata, Mammalia, Eulipotyphla, Soricidae. The transcript is spliced from 9 exons. Gene Ontology annotation, molecular function: DNA binding; DNA-directed DNA polymerase activity. Gene Ontology annotation, cellular component: nucleus. The record is from RefSeq and is a predicted model, not a curated record.
CCCCUCGCCAUCCCUCCCUCCUUCCCUCCCCGGCUCUCAUUGGCUGCCCUGCCCAGCUACCUCCAUCAAACCCUCAGAUAGGCCAGAAUUCCGGCAUCACUCCAUGGACCCUAGCGGCAUCUUGAAGGCAUUUCCUAAACGCAAGAAAAUUCACGGCAAUCCCUCAUCAAGAGCCUCUUCGAAGAUUCCUAGGAGGGAAGGAGGAGAAGCAGCAGGAGAGUGGCUGAGGGACGUGCGGGCUCACGUUGUGCCUGCUGGCAUUGGGCGAGCCCGCGCAGAACUAUUUGAGAGGCAGAUCGUCCAGCAUGGUGGCCAAGUCUGCCCUGCUCAGUGCCCAGGAGUUACUCACAUUGUGGUGGAUGACGGCAUGGACUGUGAGCGAGCCCUCCGCCUGCUGAGGCUGCCCCGGCUGCACCCAGCCACUCAGCUGGUGAAGUCAGCCUGGCUGAGCUUGUGCCUGCAGGAGGGACGGCUGAUGGACACGGCGGGAUUCAGCAUCUUCAUCCCUGACAGGUUCUUGGACCAACCUCAGCACGACAAGGCCGACCCCAUCUCUCCUCCUCCAGUGGCUGCUGAGACCCUGCUCAGAGCAGCCCCCUCUGCCCCAGCCCCUGUCCCUAGACCUGUAUCUCCUCCUGGGAGAGCAGAGGAGAUCUCCAGCACCCAGGCCCAGCCCAACUCUGAUGAUGAAACUAUCGAUGGGGAGGAGGCCCUGGUUAGUGCAGCUGACCUGGAAGCCUUGAUCAGUGGCCACUACCCCACGCCACCCGAGGGAGAUGGGGAACCCAGCCCAGGCCUCCAGGGCCUGGAGAAGUGGGUCUGUGCCCAGCCAUCGAGCCAGAAGGCGACCAACCACAACCCCCACAUCACAGAGAAGCUGGAAGUGCUGGCCAAAGCCUACAGUGUGCAGGGAGACAAGUGGCGGGCCCUGGGCUACACCAAGGCCAUUAAUGCCCUCAAGAGCUUCCACAAGCCUGUCACCACCUACCAGGAGGCCUGCAGCAUCCCCGGGGUUGGGAAGCGGAUGGCCGAGAAGAUUGUGGAGAUCCUGGAGAGCGGGCACCUGAGGAAGCUGGACCACAUCAGCGAGAGUGUGCCAGUCUUGGAACUCUUCUCCAACAUCUGGGGGGCUGGCACCAAGACUGCCCAGAUGUGGUAUCAGCAGGGCUUCCGGAGCUUAGAUGACAUCCGCGACCAGGUGCCGCUGACCACCCAGCAAGCCAUUGGCCUGAAGCACUAUGACGACUUCCUAGAGCGCAUGCCCAGGGAGGAGGCUGCAGAAAUUGAACAGACGGUCCGGGAAUCCGCUCAGGCCUUGAGCCCCGGGCUGCUGUGUGUGGCGUGUGGCUCAUACAGACGGGGGAAGGCAAGCUGUGGGGACGUGGAUGUGCUGGUCACUCACCCUGAUGGUCGCUCUCAUCAAGGCAUCCUCAGUCGUCUCCUUGAGAACCUUCGGCAGCAAGGGUUCCUGACCGAUGACCUGGUGAGCCAGGAGGAGAACGGCCAGCAGCAGAAGUACCUGGGCGUGUGCCGGCUGCCAGGGCCAGGGCGGAGGCACCGGCGGCUGGACAUCAUCACAGUCCCCUACGGCGAGUUUGCCUGCGCGUUGCUCUACUUCACGGGCUCGGCACACUUCAACCGCUCCAUGCGGGCCCUGGCCAAGACCAAGGGCAUGAGCCUGUCCGAGCAUGCGCUCAGCAGCGCCGUGGUCCGGGGCCCGCGUGGCCUCAAGGUGGGGCCGGGCCAGGUGCUGCCUACCCCCACGGAGAAGGACGUUUUCCGCCUCCUGGGCCUGCCCUACCGAGAGCCCGCCGAGCGCGACUGGUGACCCUGCUGGGGUCCGCGGAGAAGGACCCACGCCACUUGCCACUCGCGGCCUGCCCGGCCUGGCCGUCACCCCGCUCUGCCCCCACCUCAGGAGAGUGGUGC